UGAAGCUGUAAGUGCUGUUUCACGUCACCCUGUUCGCUUCUCACUUCAAUUAUGCGACAAAAAUGUCGUUUUUGGAUACUGCAAGGUUUUCCUUUGGUUAUGUGAUUCUGCGGGUGAUGAGUGGUGUGGAUUUAUUGUGUUUCAGUUCGCGGAGAAGACUGGGGUGAAGUUUGACAUGCUGGAAUUCUGUUAGUUAUGUUUUUGGUUCCCGAAACUAUCCGAUUUGAUAUCCAAACACAUGGUUGUCGUUGCCCCCCCUGGGAAACAUUUGUAUGGGCGCCCAUGGUACAAGGGUAUCGUGGGGGCCUAGGCGUGAGAAGACAUGUCCGUCGCCUCUGACUCAUUCUCUGAGGAGGAGCGCAGCCUAUUCCGUCCAUUCACACGUGAAUCACUUGCAGCUAUCGAGGCCAGAAUUGCAGAAGAACAUGCCAAGCAGAAGGAACUCGAAAAGAAAAGAGCUGAAGGAGAGACCGGUUUCGGACGCAGGAAAAAGAAAAAAGAAAUUCGGUAUGAGGACGAGGACGAAGAUGAAGGCCCCCAACCGGAUGCGACUCUCGAGCAGGGUGUGCCGAUUCCGGUACGACUGCAGGGCAGCUUCCCUCCGGAACUUUCCAGCACACCACUCGAGGACAUCGACCCCUUUUAUCAUAACCAAACGACAUUUGUAGUAAUAAGUAAAGGCAAGGACAUAUUUCGGUUUAGCGCAACAAACGCUCUGUGGAUACUCGACCCCUUCAAUCCAAUACGACGAGUGGCUAUUUACAUCCUUGUACAUUCUUGCUUUUCACUUUUUAUCAUUACCACCAUCCUGGUCAACUGCAUCCUCAUGAUCAUGCCUACAACUCCCACCGUAGAAUCAACCGAAGUUAUAUUCACUGGAAUUUACACGUUCGAGUCAGCUGUGAAGGUGAUGGCGCGAGGUUUUAUACUUCAACCGUUCACCUACCUUAGAGAUGCAUGGAACUGGCUCGACUUCGUAGUCAUAGCUUUAGCUUAUGUAACAAUGGGUGUAGACCUUGGAAAUCUUGCUGCCUUACGAACGUUUAGGGUACUUCGAGCCCUGAAAACCGUUGCCAUAGUACCCGGUUUGAAGACUAUCGUCGGAGCUGUAAUAGAAUCAGUGAAAAAUCUCCGUGAUGUGAUAAUUUUAACGAUGUUUUCCCUUUCUGUUUUCGCACUGAUGGGUUUACAAAUUUACAUGGGGGUCCUCACGCAAAAAUGUAUAAAAAAUUUUCCUAUGGACGGCUCCUGGGGGAAUCUUACCGCCGAGAACUGGGAUCGAUUCAAUGGUAACGAAACUAACUGGUAUGUGGACGAGAAGGGAGAGAUGCCUUUGUGUGGGAAUUCCUCAGGAGCUGGUCAAUGCAAACCAGGUUAUCGCUGUUUGCAAGGUUACGGCGAUAACCCAAACUACGGGUACACAAGCUUCGAUACUUUCGGUUGGGCCUUCCUAUCUGCCUUCAGACUAAUGACUCAGGAUUAUUGGGAGAAUUUAUAUCAGCUGGUUUUGAGAUCAGCAGGGCCAUGGCACAUGUUAUUUUUCAUCGUUAUCAUAUUUUUGGGAUCAUUCUAUUUGGUUAAUUUGAUCUUGGCUAUUGUUGCAAUGUCUUACGACGAACUACAAAAGAAAGCGGAAGAAGAGGAAGCUGCUGAAGAAGAAGCAAUCAGGGAAGCAGAGAAGGCAGCGCAGGCGAAACAAGAUCGAGCAGACGCGAGAGCGGCAGCUGCCGAAGCUCGCGAAACCGAAGCUGCGGCAGCGCUGGCCGCCGACGCUUGCCCCGACAUCGUCAAGUCUCCCUCCGACUUCUCCUGCCACAGCUUCGAGCUGUUCAUCGGCCAGGCCAAAGGCCACGACGACAACAACAAGGAGAAGAUGAGCAUUCGUUCAGACGGACUAGAUUCAGUGAGUGAGCAGCGAAGAAUGCCUUCUAAUCCCACCAAGAUGCGGAAGGUCAGCGCUGCAAGUCUCAGCCUACCUGGAUCCCCUUUCAAUCUUCGGCGUGGAUCGAGGGGUAGCCAUCAGUUCACGUGUAUGCGUAGUAACCGACGCUUAGUAGCGCCACCUGGUGACCGCAAACCCUUGGUCUUGUCGACAUAUCUAGACGCACAAGAACAUCUGCCUUAUGCCGAUGAUUCGACUGCCGUGACACCCAUGAGCGAAGAAAAUGGAGCAAUGGUCCUACCCAUUUACUAUGCCAACCUCGGUUCACGUCAUUCCUCAUACACCUCGCACGCUUCUCGAAUGUCCUACACCUCUCACGGAGAUUUGUUAGGUGGUCUGGGAGGGAAUGGGAAAGUGAUGACGAAGGAGAGCCAACUGAGAUCUCGGUCGAUGAGGAACGGACCCGCAGCUCCGAACAGUAAUUACACAGAGUGCACUACCAGACCACCUCAUCGUGGCGACUAUGAUGGUCCCACCGGUCAAACGUGCGAAGGGAAGUUGAAACAUCUAGACAAUCCGUUUAUCGAUAGUAAUCAAAGACAAACAUUGGUAGACAUGAAAGAUGUUAUGGUUUUGAAUGAUAUCAUCGAGCAAGCAGCAGGCAGGCAAAGUGCUAGCGAUCAUGGCGUUUCCGUUUAUUAUUUCUCAGCCCAAAAUAAUGAUGAUGAGGAGGAACCGACGAUGAAAGAAAGAUUAUUGGUUUUCAUAUUGAGGGUCAUCGAUGUGUUCUGUGUGUGGGACUGUUGUGAGACAUGGUUGGCUUUCCAAAAAUUUGUAGCCCUUAUUGUAUUCGAUCCGUUCGUGGAACUCUUCAUCACCCUAUGCAUCGUGGUCAACACUCUGUUCAUGGCACUGGAUCAUCACAACAUGGAUAAGGAUCUGGACAAAGCAUUGAAGAGUGGAAAUUAUUUUUUCACGGCAACGUUUAUGAUUGAAGCAACUAUGAAGCUGAUAGCGAUGAGCCCAAAAUUUUAUUUUCAAGAGGGAUGGAACAUAUUUGAUUUCAUUAUCGUAGCCUUAUCGUUACUUGAGUUGGGUCUCGAAGGGGUUCAAGGUUUAUCCGUUUUGAGAUCAUUCAGACUGCUAAGAGUGUUCAAAUUGGCCAAGUCUUGGCCAACGUUAAACUUACUUAUUUCUAUAAUGGGUAGAACUAUGGGUGCUUUAGGUAACCUGACAUUUGUGCUGUGCAUUAUUAUAUUCAUAUUUGCCGUUAUGGGUAUGCAGUUAUUUGGCAAAAAUUAUACAGACAACGUUGAUAAAUUUCCAGAUCAUGAACUUCCAAGGUGGAAUUUUACCGACUUCAUGCAUUCAUUUAUGAUAGUAUUCAGAGUGCUGUGUGGAGAAUGGAUUGAGUCUAUGUGGGAUUGUAUGCUUGUUGGUGAUGUUUCAUGUAUUCCAUUUUUCUUAGCUACUGUUGUUAUUGGUAAUCUUGUGGUGCUGAAUCUCUUCUUGGCCCUGCUUUUGAGCAACUUCGGUUCCUCAAGUUUGUCUGCUCCGGCAGCUGACAAUGAUACGAACAAAAUUGCAGAGGCUUUCAACAGAAUAGGGCGUUUUAUCAAAUGGAUCAAGGCUAGUGUCGCUCACAUCGCAAAAUUGAUUAGGUUCAAAUUAACAAAUCAAAUAUCCGACCAGCCGUCAGGUGAGGGACCCUCCAACAGUUGGAACCAAGAUCCGAGAGAUGGAGGCUUAGACUUGACAGGUGAUGAAAUACUAGCAGACGGUAUGAUUUUCAAAGAUAAAAAGAGCCCAAAAGAUAGACUAGAAGUAACGAUAGGUGAUGGUAUGGAGUUCACGAUACACGGCGAUUCAAAAACGAAUCUGAAACGUGGCAAAAACCUCAAUAACAUCAAUAAGAGCAAGACUAUUGGAAACUCUAUUCUAGACCAUGGAGAUUUUCUAGGACAUUUGGACGAUGACGAGAUUAGUAAUAAAUCCUAUGGUAGUCAUAAACACAGGUUCAAAGAUGAAAGUCAUAAAGGUAGUGCCGAUAUUCUGGAUGAACAUGAAGAAAAACGUGAUGCCAGUAAAGAGGAAUUAGGCAUAGACGAAGAAAUGGAGGAAGACGAAUGCGACUGUCAAGGUCCGCUAGACGAAGACCUCAUAAUAGAUGCAGCAACUGAAGACAUUAUAAUAGAUGAAUAUUCCGCGGACUGCUUUCCAGAAAAGUGCUACAAGAAAUUUCCGUUUCUGGCGGGAGAUGACGACUCUCCUUUUUGGCAAGGUUGGGCCAAUCUGAGAUUCAAAACGUUUCGUCUCAUCGAGAACAAGUAUUUCGAAACGGCAGUCAUAACAAUGAUUUUGCUCAGCAGUUUGGCGCUAGCGUUAGAAGAUGUCCAUUUACAAUCGAGGCCGAUACUGCAAGAUAUUUUGUACUACAUGGAUAGGAUAUUUACGGUGAUAUUUUUCUUCGAAAUGUUGAUAAAAUGGUUGGCGUUAGGUUUCCAAAAGUACUUCACUAACGCAUGGUGCUGGCUAGAUUUCAUAAUUGUCAUGGUGUCGCUGAUUAAUUUCGUUGCAUCAUUGUGUGGCGCUGGUGGUAUUCAAGCAUUCAAGACGAUGAGAACGCUGAGAGCUCUGAGGCCUCUGCGUGCCAUGUCUCGUAUGCAAGGCAUGAGGGUUGUAGUAAAUGCCCUGGUACAAGCUAUACCCUCUAUCUUCAAUGUAUUGCUAGUGUGCUUAAUAUUUUGGUUGAUAUUUGCUAUAAUGGGCGUACAGUUAUUUGCGGGCAAAUACUACAAGUGCGUGGAUGGCAACAAGAGCACUCUCAGCUAUGAAAUAAUUCCAGAUUUCAAUGCAUGCAUAGCCGAAAACUAUUCGUGGGACAAUUCUCCGAUGAAUUUCGAUCAUGUUGGUAAAGCAUAUCUUUGCUUGUUCCAAGUUGCAACGUUCAAGGGUUGGAUACAGAUCAUGAAUGAUGCGAUCGACUCCAGAGAAAUGAACAAGCAGCCUAUAAGAGAAACCAACAUCUACAUGUAUCUUUAUUUUGUAUUUUUCAUCAUUUUUGGAUCGUUCUUCACCUUGAAUCUGUUUAUAGGAGUAAUUAUUGACAACUUCAAUGAACAAAAGAAGAAGAUAAGAGGAUCACUGGAGAUGUUCAUGACUGAGGACCAAAAGAAAUACUACAAUGCGAUGAAGAAGAUGGGCUCGAAAAAGCCAAUGAAAGCCAUACCUAGGCCAAGGUGGAGACCUCAAGCGAUAGUAUUCGAGAUCGUGACGAACAAGAAGUUCGACAUGAUCAUCAUGUUAUUCAUCGGUCUGAACAUGCUGACGAUGACGAUGGAUCACUACCAGCAGAAAGAAGCGUUCACGAAAGUUUUGGACUACCUCAAUAUGAUUUUCAUAGUUAUAUUUAGUACAGAGUGCCUCAUGAAAGUUUUCGCUUUGCGUUACCACUAUUUUACGGAACCAUGGAAUCUCUUCGAUUUAGUGGUCGUCAUACUGUCUAUUUUGGGACUGGUGCUCAGUGAUAUAAUCGAAAAAUAUUUCGUGUCGCCCACCUUACUGAGGGUUGUGCGAGUAGCGAAAGUGGGCAGAGUUCUUCGAUUAGUCAAAGGAGCGAAAGGGAUCCGCACCUUGCUUUUCGCACUAGCCAUGUCACUGCCUGCGCUGUUCAACAUCUGUCUGCUACUCUUUCUGGUCAUGUUCAUCUUCGCCAUCUUCGGGAUGUCGUUCUUCAUGCACGUCAAGGACAAGAGUGGCCUUGAUGAUGUCUACAAUUUCAAAACCUUCGGACAGUCCAUGAUUCUUCUAUUUCAGAUGUCCACUUCUGCUGGUUGGGAUGGAGUUCUGGACGGAAUCAUCAACGAGGAAGACUGCAAGCAACCAGACAACGAAAUAGGAGAAACGGGUAACUGCGGGAAUUCGACGAUAGGCAUAGCAUUCCUGCUGAGCUACCUCGUCAUCUCAUUCCUCAUAGUGAUAAACAUGUACAUCGCCGUCAUCCUCGAGAACUACUCUCAGGCGACGGAGGACGUGCAAGAAGGUCUCACCGACGACGACUACGACAUGUACUACGAGAUCUGGCAGCAGUUCGACCCAGACGGCACCCAGUACAUCCGCUACGACCAGCUGUCGGACUUCCUCGACGUGCUCGAGCCGCCCCUGCAAAUCCACAAACCCAACAAAUACAAAAUAGUGUCGAUGGACAUCCCCAUCUGCAAGGGUGACCUCAUGUUUUGUGUGGACAUUCUCGACGCGCUCACGAAGGACUUCUUCGCCCGCAAGGGCAACGCCAUAGAAGAGACCGCCGAGCUGGCCGAGGUCCAGGGGCGGCCCAACGAGGUGGGCUACGAGCCGGUGAGCUCGACGCUCUGGAGGCAGCGCGAAGAGUACUGCGCGCGGCUCAUCCAGAACGCGUGGCGCAAGCACAAAAAGAGCCGCGACGGCGCAGGCGCGGACCAGUCGGACGAAGGGGAGGGGGACGCGGAGAUGGGUGGGAGGCAGACCGCGGUGCUCGUCGAGCGGAACGGGCACAAGGUGGUGAUACACAGCCGAACGCCGAGCGUGAGCUCGAGGACUGCGGACGUAUGAGACCGGCCCCGUCCCUCCCCGCCUACGCCGUAGGCUGGUCGCUGUGCUCGUAAUAUGGUCACGUGACACACGUCAUUUUUCUCUCGGAUAGAUUCGGCUGGACUGCCCGGCCCGCAUAUUCAUAUGAUACAGACACAAAACGACAAUCGGAUUUCCGAGCGAAGCCGAACACGUAAUAAUAAGUUACCGACGUAAUUUUCAGUUUAUGUAUGUGACUUAACGAUUGGUAACGAGCCUGUCGGUGUUUGCUGGUAGUGGGUGAGAUGCAUAAGUGAGGCCGUGCCACAGUGAGCUAAGCGUCGGUCUGCCACAACUAAAGGGCUCGAGUUCAGUCCUCGCGAGAUCAAGUUUAUUUUUUUAAUUCAAGAAAUCUCAAGAAGUUUUCCGCAAAAUAUACUUUAUAGAAAGAAGGUUCACUUGGGCCUUGUUAGGUUAGACUAUUUGAAAAAACAGUUUUGUUCUCUAUAAUAGGAAGAAGGUUCAUUUCGGCCGAGUUAGGUUUUGUGCAGAAAGGAUAUGUUCCUUCCUCAUAUUCGCAGAAGAAAAUAAUAUUAAUGAAUGAAUAACAAAAUGUUGUUUGAUCUGGGCAUAAGUUACCGACGGAAUCCUAAAGUUACGUCUGUAACUUAAAUAAAAUCAUUCGGCUUUCCGAAGCGGUUAGUUGUGUCGGUAACAUAAGAAUAUGCGCCCGGCCCAAGAGGAGCGGAUGAACUGCAAAUCGCGGAUUUUCCGACCCAUCUAGGCAACCUAUAAUUGUCAUGGUAACCGUACAUUCUCAAAGGGGUCCGGUUAUUUUCAAAAGAAAAAACAAAAACUCCUUGUCGGUCAACCACAAACUUAUAUUAAGGUUGUAACUACAGC
Phaedon cochleariae (mustard beetle) is the source of this 7333-nucleotide messenger RNA. The record is from the annotation of a GenBank genome assembly. Lineage: Eukaryota; Metazoa; Arthropoda; Insecta; Coleoptera; Chrysomelidae.